This is a messenger RNA of Dalotia coriaria, 5304 nucleotides long. It is a transcript of the gene Alh, whose product is annotated as coiled coil domain containing protein Alhambra. The transcript is spliced from 10 exons. Lineage: Eukaryota; Metazoa; Arthropoda; Insecta; Coleoptera; Staphylinidae. Gene Ontology annotation, cellular component: nucleus. The coding region runs from base 462 to 3335 and encodes 957 amino acids. Gene Ontology annotation, molecular function: nucleosome binding; histone binding. Gene Ontology annotation, biological process: regulation of transcription by RNA polymerase II. The record is from RefSeq and is a predicted model, not a curated record.
CCCGCACAAUAGCGUAAUAUGUGUUUAUGUUACGUUUUCACCGAAAAAUGCUGUGGAACGCACGCCCGCGAGCUCGUAACUAGCAUCUACAGCGCCUGAGCACCUAGGUAAUUAUGUGCCAAGUGGCGUAGCGGCGGCCCGCUGGACGUGUAAUCACUUUUCUGCAGUGCUUACGCAAAGGACGCCGCGGGCGCACUUUUUCCCUCGUAAAAGAGCUGUGCCGCGCGAGAACGCCGCCCGUGCCGUCGACGCCGAGUGGCGAGUGCACCCCAAUGCACGUAUGACGCCAAUCUACCGACGGUGAGGAGAGGAUGGCAAUUGUGAUGGUGGCAGCUAGUGGUGCCUUCAAACUGUUUGCAUGGACAGUGCCAAUGUGGCUUCGGAUAAUGCAUUCCAGAAGCACGAGACGAGGCUGGUGCAUUUGCUAGUGCCGCUGGACGCCACCGCUUCUGCGUGACAUUAUGAAGGACAUGGUAGGAAGCUGUUGUGUUUGUUCUGAUGACAGAGGAUGGCCUGAGAAUCCACUUGUGUAUUGCGAUGGACAAUCAUGUACUGUAGCUGUACACCAAGCAUGUUAUGGUAUUGUAACUGUGCCUACCGGACCAUGGUAUUGUCGCAAAUGUGAGAGUCAAGAAAGGAGUGUAAAAGUGAAAUGUGAGUUGUGUCCAAGUAAAUACGGUGCAUUAAAGCGAACAGAUAAUUCAGGAUGGGCUCACGUGGUGUGUGCGUUGUACAUUCCGGAGGUCCGCUUCGGAAAUGUGACCACUAUGGAACCGAUUCAAUUACAGCUGAUUCCUCAGGAACGCUUCAGUAAAGUGUGCUAUAUAUGUGAACAAAACGGAAAACCCUCCAGCGCCAGCGUCGGCGCAUGUAUGCAAUGCAACAAAUCGGGUUGUAAGCAACAAUUUCAUGUCACGUGCGCACAGAGUUUAGGUCUGCUGUGUGAAGAAGCUGGCAACUAUUUAGAUAACGUCAAGUACUGCGGAUACUGCCAACAUCAUUACAGUAAACUUAAGAAAGGAGGAAAUGUAAAAACGAUACCACCUUAUAAACCAAUCUCAAACGAGAACCAGGCAUCAGACUCAAGUUCAGAAAAGGAAACCGAUAAUAAGUCCUCUUCGCUGGGGAAACGCAAGUCGUCGGUCGGGAGCAAAUCGGCGUUGAACAAAGUGCCAACUAGUACGAAGACAACUUCGUCCUCAACCUCUUCAUCGUCGUAUUCUAAGAGCAGCACGAGCUCAUCGUCUACCACCAGCAACAGCAAUUCAAAAAGCGAUAAAACUAAAUCGAGCUCUAGUGUAAAGAGCAGUACGAAAGAAGAAGGAAAUACAUACGAUUCGAACGACGUUAAAACUGAAUCAAAGAGGGAAGAAAAAGAAAGUGGAGACAAAGACAAGGACAAGGGUAAGAAGCGCAAAGCACAUUCACGUACGCCUACUCCAAGUCUAGUCACAGAAACAGAAAACUCGACAGUUACGAAAAAAGAAUCAAGCACAAGUGAUCCAAGUGUGCUGGAUCAGAAGAAAAAGUUGAAAAUAUCCGUGCCUGUUGCAGAUAGGCAGAUAGAACAGCCGUUAUCCGUGACUACAUCAAGCUCCACAGUUGUUCAGCCAAACACUGCCACAAAUAGUGGUCCUCCUACGAUCACUGCCAUUCAGUCUCCACAGUCACUGCCUACUCCACCACCGAGUACUUCACAUUCAAUCAUACAAUCAGCGCCACCACCACCACCACCGCAACUUAACUCUGUAGUUGUUAGUGUUCCCUUGCACAACACAACAUUAUCUCCAAGUCCACGUCCUAACGCAAUAACUGCCACUGCUAAUAUUCCUUUACCUGAGGAAAAGAAACCGCCGUCGCCAGUCGUUGUUACUAAGUCAAGCACGCCUGAAAUCAUUGCACCAGCCAAGAUGAUUACUUCAGAGUUAAGUAGUACUGGUCUUAAGAUAACGUUUGAGAAACAAACCAUCAACACGUUGCCCGUUGAAGAUCACAUUGAUGCCGAUGAACCUAUAAAACGUUCUAGGUCGCAAUCUUCUGAAAAGACUGAGAAAUCUAAAUCGAAAAAACGCGGAUCUAAUGGAUUGAUGCAAGGAGUGAGCACGAUGACCAUUAAGAAGACUGGAAAGUCAUCCCAGUCAGUGUCACAAAAUAGCACAACCACUUUUGUCAAUCUGGCACAAAAUAGGGAGACAGUGAAAGACUCACCCCCGAGCAGUCCUAGUUCCGAGAGUUUAGGUGCUGCACCAACAACGACUGUGAAAAAGCGAGGCCGUAAAAGUAAUGCUCAACUGGCGGCGCAAGCUGCCGCUGCAGCGCAGGCGGCUCAGGCUGCACAGGUUGCUCAAGCAGCACAAGCAGCUCAAGCCGUACAACAAGCGCAGCAAGCUGCGGCGGCACUUAACAGCAGUAAAGACUCCAAAGACAGUUUGAAAUUGUUUCAAAAUGGCGUCAAUGCUCCGCAUAUGUUGGGUAAUCAGUUGAACUUGAGUUCGAAUAUGGCGCAUAAAAUGACGGAGCAUCUGAAUUCGGAGUUGGAAGCGCACAGCAUAUUCAGUACGAACGAUAAUUCUAAUUUGGUGGGUCCACCGCUUCAGCAUCGAGUUAUUGCAUCUGCAAGAUCUAGCAGUGUUGGAGGUUCUAGUACAGCAUCGGGGGGCAGUGGGCUUUCUUCAAUGUUGGGCGGUUCUGGCACCAUUCCACAAACGCUGGAUCAACUCUUAGAGAGACAGUGGGAACAAGGGUCGCAAUUUUUAAUGGAGCAGGCCCAACAUUUUGACAUUGCGUCGUUAUUAUCAUGUUUACAUCAAUUGCGUGCGGAGAAUCUCCGACUUGAAGAACAUGUUAAUUCAUUAUUACAGCGGCGAGAUCAUCUUUUAGCAGUUAACGCUCGGUUGGCAAUACCUUUAACACCACCGGCCACACCACAAUCAAAUCAUCCACAUACAGUGAACAAUAUUCAUCCCGCAGUGAGUCAUUCAGAAGCAUCACGACCACGACACAGCAGCGGCUACCCGCCUCACGUGCAGGGCGUCCCGCAGCACCCGCCGAGUAUGGAGAAUGGCAUUGCGCCUGACGCGUAUCCCCACGCACAUCGCAGUCCUGCCGGCACCCAGCCGCCUCAACCCAGUCCUAGACAAUCUUCUUCUGGUUACGCCAGCAGUGGAUUUAAUAGGCAGAGCAUCGAGAGUGCGGCAGGUCGCGGCCAAUCGGGCCAUCGGUACAAUACGAAUCAGUACUAUAAUUCGGCAAUGCAACUAGCCAAUACGCAACAGCAACAGAUGGUCAUAAGGACGGAUCAUUCACACAUCCCACACAAACCGGCGAACGGUUGAAGGUCUUUAUUCAUCUGACACGAACGACUGCUAAUAUCAUCAAACUCACCAAUCUCACUGACGGAGACACGCAACAUUAACAACGAGUACAAAAUGUAAAUAAAAAAGCGCAUCGACUGCAACUAGAAAAGCAAUUAGUACUUAACAUAGUCUUAUACGGAUAGGACAAACAUACAAAAUAAACAAUUGUGAAGUGAUUGAUCUACGAAGUAAAAAAUUGUUCUGGAGUGCAUGAGAAGAGUCAAAGUGAUUGUUUUAUGAACUUUUAAAAUGAUACUAAAUGAACUAUUGCUUGGAGGUAUAACGUGUGAAUACUUGUGUAGAGGUCGAUGGGUAUGGAAAACGUUUAAGAAAACGUCUAGAGUGAAUUAGCGUAGAUGACGAUUAGCUACAUUUAGUACAUAAGCUUCAGAUCUCAGGGAUGACUCUAGAAAUUAUGUGUUCUGUAAUUGAUAACGUUUUUAAAUCGAUUUUCAUGUAAAAUUUUAUCAUGUACACAUUCAACUAUCCGACUACAAUUUGUUACAAGGACUGGGUUGACCACUUACGAGGGCAACUUUUGCACAUUUUGCUCACUAAAUAGUCGUAAUGGUAGGACUAUUUUCUGUUUCUACUUAUUUGGCAAAUUAACCAGUGAUAUGCAGGAGUUCAACAGUUCGAAUUUGGUCGCUAAUUCUUUGGAACAAAGUGUAGAGCUGGAAAUGGUCACAAGAAUGCGCCAGUAUAUUAGUUCCAGCAAGAACACAUUGUUUUGCUAACAAAUUGACACGAAUUAUUUUAAUUCAAUUUAGGUGCUUGUAUAUAUAUAGACAUAUAUAGACUGUGUAGUCUAUUGAUUUUAUUUUAUGGUUAUUCUUGGGUAUAUUUUAAAGAAUUGAAAAUGCGGAAAAUAAUACUUUAUAAGAUUGAAAUUUGUGCUAAAUUUACACGGAAAUGUUUCUCCAAGAAGAAUGAUAUUGGAUAUUUAUUGAUUUUAAAGUAAAUAUUAGGUUGAAAAAAUAUAAUAAGGCUGAUUUUUCGUAUAAAUAAUUGAAUUAAUUGGAUUUUAAGAUUUAAAACUGGCAUGCCCUUUAUUCAUAUGUAAUUAAUUAAUUGAAUAAGUCCUAGUCAGACUUUAAAGUGUCUGUUUCUAUAUGUUAUGCUUUCUAUACUUAUUUUCCAAUCUCAUUGAAGUUGGAAUAUUACUUUAGUUGAUGGUAUUGAUGUACAAAUAUGAAAUGACAUAAUUCAUCGCGUUAAUAUUAUUAGACAAGAGAAUGAUUGAUUUUUGCAGAUACUUUCCAUUAUUCCAAACCUUGUAAAAUAUUCACACGCCUCUUUUGUAAAGUACAUAUGUAAUUUAUGCAGGCUUCAAAUAUUCAAGCAUGUAUCAAAUUGCACUACUGCUAUGAGAAAGUACUAAUUCAACGUCGAAAUUGUAUAUUUUUGAGAUUUUUUCUACUUUUAUACAUAAUUGUAAUAACAAAGACGCAGCCUGCAUUGGUAAAGUUGUAAUCAAAUUAUAUAUUUCUGUGGAUAAUGUGAACGAAACUUUAAUUUAGGCGCUAAUUGUAUAAAAAGUAUUGUAGAGUUAAACUUAAACGAAGAUAGAUUUUGCGUAAAAUGGUAAAUAAUUUAAACGAUCGAGGUUUGCAAAUAAAAUUAUGAUUAUUGUAUCGAAUUAAGUGAGUAGAGGACAGACGAAACGUAAUGAAAUAGUCUUAGGCAGAUGCAGUUACAUUUGGACGUGGCAAAUAAACGAAAUUGACUGAGUGUUCCUUUAAUAAGUUGGUAUUUGAACGCGAUUCGUAACGUAACGGAUAUUGUAGACAAAUAUUGUGUUCUUUGUAUAUUUUAUUAUACAUUUUUGUUUUAUUUUUAUUAUUAAAUAUUUUUGUUUUAGUUUUUACAAAAAUAAUAACUAAUUCUAUAGUAUUAGAUCCAAUCAUUGUAAUUAUUGUAAUAUUAAUGUAAAUACUGGCGCUACCGU